Messenger RNA from Anas platyrhynchos (mallard), 2690 nucleotides. RefSeq names its product AT-rich interaction domain 3C (gene ARID3C). The record is from RefSeq and is a predicted model, not a curated record. Gene Ontology annotation, biological process: regulation of transcription by RNA polymerase II. Gene Ontology annotation, cellular component: nucleus. NCBI's taxonomy places the organism in Eukaryota, Metazoa, Chordata, Aves, Anseriformes, Anatidae. Gene Ontology annotation, molecular function: DNA binding.
GCGGGGAGGGGGUGUUGCUGCCCGCCUGCCACUUGUUGCAAAGAAAAAAAAAAAAAAAAAAAAAAAAAAAGGAAGAAAGAGAGAAAGAAAGAAAAGAAGGGGAAGAAAAAAAAAAAAAAAUCCCUCCCACCUUCUCUCAUCUGCUGCGGAAUAAAAGAAAUAUCGGCGGGCGCGGCGCCAUGUGAGCGGCGGGCCGGGGCCGGGCGGAGCAGCGGCCGUGCCCCCGGGACGGCGGGGGGAGCCCUGGGAGCCGGCGGCAUGGUGGGGACCCCCAGCCUGGUGGCCAAAGCCGCCCCGCCGGCCGCCCCACCGCGGGGGUCCGGGCCGCCGGGGGGGCUGCGGCUGGCGGCGGUGAUGGAGAGCCUGCAGCGGCAGCAGGCGGCCCGCCUGGCCCGCAGCCCCGACGGCCCGGCCCGACGACCCCCGGCCGAGCCCGCUCGCCCCGGCCCCGCUCCGCCGCCCCCCGCCGCCCCCCGCCGCCGCCCGGCCCCCGGCCCCGCUCCGCCGCCCCCCGCCACCGGGCAGAAGGAGAGGAGGAGGAGGGAGAAAGAGGAGGAGGAGGAAGAGGAGGAGGAGGAAGGGGAGCCCCGGGACCCGCCGCCCGCCCCGCAUCACGAGUGGACCUACGAGGAGCAGUUCAAGCAGCUCUACGAACUGGAUGAGGACCCAAAACGCAAGGAGUUCCUGGACGACCUCUUCAGCUUCAUGCAGAAGAGAGGGACACCCGUGAACCGCAUCCCCAUCAUGGCCAAGCAAGUGCUGGACCUCUACACGCUGUACCGGCUGGUGACGGACAAGGGCGGGCUGGUGGAAGUCAUCAACAAGAAGAUCUGGCGGGAGAUCACCAAGGGCCUCAACCUACCUACCUCCAUCACCAGCGCUGCCUUCACCCUCCGCACGCAAUACAUGAAGUACCUGUACCCCUACGAAUGCGAGAAGAGGGCGCUCAGCUCGCCCGGGGAGCUGCAGGCUGCCAUCGACAGCAACCGGCGGGAGGGACGGAGGCAGACAUUCGGCGCCGCGCUCUUCAACUACUCGCCCGCUGGCACCCCGACCCUGCUGGGCUCCCCAAAAAUGCCCCUGCCGGCCCUCAGCAUCUCCACACACAGCUGCGGCCAGAUGGGCCAAGCGCACGGCGUGAAGAAAGAGGACGGCGCUGUGCCGGCGGUGCCGGGGCGCAUCGCCAUCCCGGUGGGGCUGGCAGGACACCACCUCGCCGCGGCACAGGCAGCAGCAGCAGCCUCGCAGGCGGCGGUGCUGGAGCAGCUGCGGGAGAAGCUGGAGACGGGGGAGCCCCCGGAGAAGAAGGUGGCCCUGACGGCGGAGGAGCAGCAGCGGCUGAUGCAGCAGGCUCUGCAGCACAACCUCCUGGCCGUGGCCUCGCAGUUCCCCAUGAACAUCAAGGUCUCCAACCGAGAUGACAGACAGGAGACCGCAUUGAACCUGUCCACCAACGGCAUUAGCAGUAUCAACAUGUCAAUAGAAAUAAAUGGAGUUGUCUACACAGGCGUCCUGUUUGCCCGCCGGCCCGCAGCCCCGCCGGCCCCCGGUGGAGGGAGCACCCAGAGCCGGCUGAACCCCACGGCCACCCCGAACCCGCCGCCGCCGGCCCCCUCGCACAGCCACACUCCUGCCAGCGCCAAGCCGUAGGGGCGACGCUCCCCGAAGCACACGGGGUCCCUGGAGAGGGGGUGGGGGGUCUGUGCCCCCAGCCGUGGGGCAGGGAUUUGCCCAGAGGAGUUUGGGGAUAUUGGGUGUCUCUUGGUGCUGAGCAGGGCUGUGGCCGUGCAAAGCCAUGAGCACCCACGGGGCCCUUUUGUCCCUCACCCCCACAUGUGGGGCCCCCUACCCGCAUGCACCCCCAAAAUACGCCUUCUGUGACCCCCUCCCCCCCCCCAAACAGCUCCUGCUGGCCUGGGCUCCCCUGCACUCUGCAGCCCCUCUGGGCACCUCGAUGCACUCACCACAUCCCCCGUACACGCCUCAAUGCACUCUGCAGCCCCCAUACUCACCUCGAAGCACACGCUGUCCCCCCCACAUUGGCACAUGUGGCAUCCCCUGUACACCCUACACACACUUCAUUGCACGCUGUGUUCCCUGUACACGCUGGCAAUGCACGCAGUGCAUCCCCCCCACACUGCCCCCACCCCACACAUCACACCGUGUCCCCUACACACACCCUACACCUGCGUGCACACUCACUGCAAUCACUGCAGACCCUUUAUUUGCACCCCCCCCCGCCCUGCCCCUGCUCUGUGCCACCCCAGGAUCACCCCUCGGGUGUGUGUGGGAUCACACUGGAGGACAAAUACUGGGGAAACUGGUGGGACUGGUGGGGGGGGAGGGGGGACUAUUCGGAUGGGGAUAUGGGGGGGCUUACACACUGGGAGGGGUUUGCUGGAGGGCAGGGUGGGGAGGCCCAGCAGUGUCCCCAACCAAAGCCCACCCAGAUGCUGGGGUCCCCAAGGGAAUUAGAGGGUGGGGGGCAGUGGGAUUGGGGGGAGGGGGGGGCUCCAAACUACCUCGUUGGGGCGGGGGGGUGGGCACCUCCUCCACCCGCCCGCACCCUUGGGUGCCAAAGCAGGCGAGCGCGGGGCGACGCUCACCUCUACCUCAGCGGGGGCCGGGGAUCGGUGCCCCCACCCCGCGGCAGCGCGGCUCUGUGUAACUAUUAAAGGAACUGAACGACA